AUUAAUUUAAAUUUAACAAAAAUCACAUUUUUAACAUUAUUAAUUUUUAGAACUUUAAUAUCUAUCUCAUCAUCAAACUGAUUAUCAAUAUGAAUAGGUUUAGAAUUAAAUCUAUUUUCUAUUAUUCCAAUUAUAAAUUUUAAAUCAUCAAUUUAUUCAAUUGAAGCUACAAUAAAAUAUUUUUUAAUUCAAGCUUUUGCCUCAAUUAUUUUAUUAAUUUUCUUAAUUAACAAAAAUUUAUUAUUUUUAAAUAAUAAUAAUUUAUUAAUUAUAAUACCAUUAAUAAUAAAAUUAAGCUUAAUACCAUUUCAUUUAUGAUUACCUUCAAUAUUAGAAGGAUUAAAUUGAUUUUCAUGUUUAUUAAUAAUAACUUGACAAAAAAUUACACCUUUAAUUAUAAUUUCAUAUUUAAAUAUUGAUAAGAAUAUAAUUUUCUUAAUUACUUUAUUAUCAAUAAAUUCAAUUUUUGGUUUAAAUCAAAAUUCAAUACGAAAAAUUUUAGCUAUAUCAUCAAUUAAUAAUACUACAUGAAUAUUAUUUGCAAUUUUAAUAAAUGAAAAAUUAUGAAUAAAUUAUUUUUUAAUUUAUUCAAUUUUAAAUUUUUUAAUUAUUAAAAUAUUAAAUAAUUACAAUAUUAAUUAUAUUAAUCAAUUAAAAUUUUUUAAUUUAAAUUUUUUUUUUAAAUUAAAUAUAUUAAUAUUAAUUUUCUCAAUUAUAGGUUUACCUCCUAUAUUAGGAUUUUUAAUAAAAUGAAUAUUAAUUAAAAAUUUAAUAUACAAUAACUUAUAUUUUACAAUAAUAAUAUUGAUUAUUUUAACUAUUUUAAAUUUAAUAUUUUAUUUAAAAAUAACCUAUUUUCUUUUAUUUAAUUUUAACUUAAUAAAUAAAUGAUAUUUACAAUUUAAAAAAAACAAAUAUAAUUUUUUUAUAUUAAUUAAUUUUUUUAGAUUAUUUUUUAGUUACUUAUUUAUUUAUU
Molecule: messenger RNA, 976 nt
Organism: Diuraphis noxia (Russian wheat aphid)
Lineage: Eukaryota; Metazoa; Arthropoda; Insecta; Hemiptera; Aphididae
Source: the annotation of a RefSeq genome assembly